UUAUACCUUCAGCAUGGGAAUAAAAAGCGGAUAGAAUAGAAUAAUCGGAUGGAUGAUUUGGCCAACUAAAUGCUCCUAAACCUACAAGAAGGGGGAUAGAGAGCCCCAUCAUGUCCAGCUCGCUCCUAUGGGCAGUGGACGUGUACGGGAAGGUGUACAGCCUAUCCACCACCAGAGGGCGCUGGGAGCGUGACGAGGACACCCUCCUGGAGCUAAAGCGCAUUACCGCUGGACAGAGGUGCAGCUGGGGAAUUGGCUGCGACCACCAUGUUUACCUCAAUAUCGACCCUGGGGAGGUGCCCAUUCGCUAUCGGGAGGAAACCUAUGAGAACCAGAGGUGGAACCCAGUGGAUGGCUUCACUGACGUGUUGCUGCCCACCGACCGCUGGGCCUGGAGUGACCUCACAGGGGUGACCGCCCAGCCACUGCACAGCUUCCAUUUGCCCUCAGACAGCUGGGAGUGGGAGGGGGAUUGGUACGUGGACCAGGUCUGCGCUGGAGGAGACCCUACUGAGACCGGGGGCUGGGAGUAUGCAGUGGACUUUCCUGCUAACUUCUCCAGAGAGAAGAAGUGGAACUCGUGUGUUUGUCGUAGGCGAUGGAUUAGAGACAGGAGAUACAAAGCCAGAGGCUCUUGGACCAAGAUCCCCUUGGACCACCCCAAGCGGCCCCCUCUCCCCCUCAGUGACAUCAGCUGUGGAGGUUGGGAGAUGAGCGACCAACCCGGGCGAUAUCACUUCCUGUGGGGUGUGUCCCAACAAGGACAGGUGUGGUUCAGGAGUGGCAUCCUGCCGCAAGUCCCAGAGGGCCAGUGCUGGGAGGAGGUGGAGGCCCCCCGGGAGGUGGCCCAGAUCUCUGCCGGACCAGGGGACUUGCUCUGGGCUGUACUCUGGGACGGACAGCUACUGGUCCGCACAGGCAUCUGCCUGGACAGUCCUACAGGUUCUUCCUGGGUGGUGGUGGAUUCUCCCCCAGUAAAGGAGGGCGGAGCCAUCCAUGUUGGUGUGGGGGUCAGCGUGGUGUGGGCCAUCACUAAGGACUACAAAGUGUGGUUUCGGCGGGGGGUGAACUCCCAUAACCCCUGUGGCUCAGGAUGGAUCAGCAUCGGAGGGGAGAUGAUGAUGGUGGAUGUGGGACUCAAUGACCAGGUGUGGGGAGUUGGAGAGGACCGUGGGCUGUACUUCAGGAAGGGUGUCACCCCAUCGGAGCCCAGUGGGAGGGGCUGGAUACCUGUUUCUGCCAAAUGGGGUCAUAGCAAAGAGAUGGUCCAACCCAGUGCUGGCUAUGAGUUCGGGGGACAGGUGACCAAGGCUUCCCAGGGCUCUGUUCUGACCUGCGAGGACUCAGGGGACACAGAGCCCCUCCUCACCGCCACCCCAGGGCCACGGGACACCCCCAAACCCUUCAUCCCCACCAGCGAAAGCUUUAUCUCCAGCCUGGUGGCUGACCGCGAGCCCCUGAGAACCCCCACACCCACACCCAAAAAGCCACCCCAGGGGAAGGAUGGCGAGGUCACCCCAGCCCCCAUGUGCAAUGUGGACCUGGAAGCAGCUCAGAGCCCCCAGGGAGAGGCAUCUUCUCUAGGCAGGGCAGGGGAUGUGGGACCCUCCACCUCGGUGGCCACCUACCCCCUGGGUCUGGAGCCCUGUCUGGGUUUGGGGGAGGAGGACGGGCCAGUAUGGGCCUGGAUCUCUGGCGGAGGCUGCGAUGUGGACCAUACAGCUCAGAUGAGCUGGCUCAGCCCUGCAGACCCAUGCUCCACUGCCCUGUCCAUCGCCCCUGUUGAACCAGAAGCCUCCACGGCUAGGAAGGCAGAGAACACCACCACCAGCAAGGAGCCAGUGGAGAGGAGCGCGUCUGUGUGGGUGAGGAAGGGCAGCAUGCGCUGGUGGAGGGACUGGAAGCCCUAUCGCUGGGUGGAUGUGGGCGUGGCCCUGGAGCAAUCCACCAACGGCAACGGCAAGAGGGAUGCCAUCUUCUUCAUCUACUUCACCCAGUAUGACGAGAAGAAGUACCUCCAUGUGUUUAUAAGUGACGUGACGGUGCUGGUUCCUGUGCUCAGGGAAAACUCCCAUCAUGCCUUUGCGGUGUACACGUCAGAUAGUACGAAACAAAGAUGGCCGCUGGUCCUGGCUGCACAGACCGAGAAGGACAUGGCUGACUGGCUGUCCCUGUUGGCUGGGUGCUGCUGUGAGGCCAGAGGGAUCAGCGGAACCCCCUCCCGACAGGCCCUGUGGUCAGUCACCUCCAAGGGGGACGUGAUGGUACAUGAGCCCUCUCCCUUUCUGGAGGCCCCGGCACACACCUUGCCCUGUGACAUGAUGUUUUGGCUGCAGGUCCCGGGCCACCUGCGCUGUGUAGAGUCUAACAGUCUGAGUGUGGUGUGGGGGAUCGGGUGUGACGGCACCGCCUGGGUCUACUCUGGCUCGGGCAGCGCUGCUGGGGAAGAGCCCCCUCAGGGAGACACGGGUAGCCUGCACACACAGACAGAUGUAAGGACUGUGUACAUCUAUGAGAACCAGCGAUGGAACCCCAUGACCGGAUACACAGACAAGCUUCUCCCCACAGACCGGUUCCCGUGGAGUGAUGACAACGGCUUUACAGAGUGCACCAAGUCCACCACCCACCCACCCUCGCCUCAGUGGAGCUGGGUGACAGAGUGGGCAGUCGACUUCGCUUUCUCAGGAGGGACAGACAAAGAAGGAUGGCAGUAUGCAGCAGACUUCCCUGUGACGUUUCAUGGCAACAAGAGCCUGAAGGACUUUGUCAGACGUAGGCGCUGGUUCAGGAAGUGUAAAAUCACCCUGACUGCCCCGUGGCAGGAAGUCCCGCCCAUCCCCCUGAGUGACAUCACAGUGUUGCCGUGCCUGGCUCAGAGCAGUAUGGAGCAGGUCCCAGUCUGGGGCCUCAGUGACAAGGGGGACGUCCUGUGUCGCCUGGGGGUCACCCCCCAAAACCCUGCGGGUUCCUCGUGGCUCCACGUGGGUACUGACCAGCCCUUCAAGUCCAUCUCCAUCGGGGGUGGUCACCAGGUGUGGGCCAUCGCCAGGGACAGAGCCGUGUUCUACAGGGGCUCAGUGUCCGCCAGCAACCCUGCAGGAGAGUGUUGGUACCACAUCCCCUCCCCGCCCAGACAGAGCCUCAGACAGCUGUCUGUAGGGAGAACCUCUGUCUACGCUGUGGACGAAAACAGUAACCUGUGGUACAGACAGGGCCUGACUCCCAGCUACCCCCAGGGCUCAGCCUGGGAGCUCAUCUCCAACAACGUGACUAAAGUCUCAGUAGGACCUCUAGACCAGGUGUGGGUGAUAGCAGACUGGGUCCCAGGCUGCCCCAGUGAGCUGUCUGUCCAUGGAGCUGUCUGUCACAGGCUGGGGGUGGGACCCAUGCAGCCCAAGGGCCAAUCCUGGGACUACGGCAUCGGGGGAGGAUGGGAACACAUCAGUGUGAGAGGGAACUCCACAGAGGUUCUGCGUGCCCCCCACCCUGCCACCCCGGCCCUUACUGGCACCACCCCCCGUAGCCCACUCCCUGCCAGGCCGGCCCUUACUGACACCACCCCCCAUAGCCCACUCCCUGCCAGGCCGGCCCUUACUGACACCACCCCCUGUAGUCCACUCCCUGCCAGGCCAGCCCUUACUGACACCACCCCCCAUAGCCCACUCCCUGCCAGGAUACCUUUGUCACAGGAGAACGGGAACGCUGUGGGUCUGUAGGGCCCCUACUAACCCAACCCGUUCCUCCAGCUCUACUCACAGCCCUGUGUGUGCCUGGUUCCAUUUCCAACCCUGGUUGCACAUUUUUGCUCCAACCCAGCACAAACAUGGUAACGUUGGUCUAAAUGGAAAGACCAUGAUUUAGUUGGAUAUUUAAAUCAGUUAGUGCUAGGCUGAAACAUGUGCUACCAAUGCAAGUUGGCCACCUUUGACCGAGACCAUCCCUUCAGUGUUCAUAUGUCUGAAAGCAGUAGACGUAUUAGAGCUUCUGUCAGUUCAUCCAGUCCAUUAAGGUCUGUGAACAUUAGUGGCAGGUGCUAGGAGAAGUUGCUAGGGUGAGAAAUGGAACCGAGUCCUCGGCAUGCCUGUGUCCCAUACCAGGGUUCUGUACCAACACACUGACUGCCUACUCCACUCCCUUGGACCUCACAGUAUAGUCUUGCUUUGUAUGAUUUUGUUUUGUUGACGUUGUUUUUGCUUUCUCAUUUGCCUAGUUGACAAACAGUACUUUUUCAUCAAGGUCUGUGUGCUUUGGAAUUAUUUAUUUUAUAGCUUUUUGGCUGUCAUCUUGGUUUAUUUAUGUUUUGGGCUGCAUGAUGUUUGGAAUGUAGUGGUUGAAGUAGCUUUUUUUUCUUCAGAACAAAAAAUAUCAAUUCUAGCAAUAGCUCUGAGCUUCCAUGACAACAAGGAUUAUUUUAAGAACAUCACUGUCAAUUUACCACCAGUUCUUUCCUAAGAUGGUAAAAACAUCAAGGGUAGUAAAUAAUACAGAAUGAAUAGCAUCUAUUUGCUGUGUUAGGGAUUGUUAACAUCCAGAAUGUUAUGAAUAGGAGUGCUUCCUGUUCAGGUCACAUGAUCAGCAGAAACUCCAGGCUCUAGUUUUGACUUAUCCCUGGUGGAUUCGUUUUCAGUGUUUGUUACUUCAGUAUUCCAUGCAGAUACGGAGACCGGUAUUCAAACAAACAGCACUGUACCUACAUCACUACACUUCACUUUAAAGGCAAUUUCCUGGAUGUUUGGCGAUCACAUUUGCGGUGAUGUCAGCUCAAGUGUAAACUACCUUAAAGUGCUGCGUAAUGUCUGCGCACUGCUGUUUUUGUUUGAAUUCCUGUCUGAGUUUGCUGUGGCCUUGACUGUUGAAGCUGUGAAUACAGCAGGUUUGAAUGUUAUGGAUGUUCUCUUACAAGGACAGACAACUGUGAAAUAAAUUUCAAAACAGCUCUGCAACCUUGGGUGUUCUCUUUGUAUGGGCCUGGAGUUUCAAUGUGUUAUCACUUGAGAGUUAAAGGAUCACUUUAGUGUAGUGAAAU
Coregonus clupeaformis (lake whitefish) is the source of this 5026-nucleotide messenger RNA. RefSeq names its product tectonin beta-propeller repeat-containing protein 1. Bases 111 to 3716 code for a protein of 1201 amino acids. Lineage: Eukaryota; Metazoa; Chordata; Actinopteri; Salmoniformes; Salmonidae. The record is from RefSeq and is a predicted model, not a curated record. The transcript has 25 exons. Gene Ontology annotation, cellular component: membrane.